Molecule: messenger RNA, 195 nt
Organism: Bipolaris zeicola 26-R-13
Lineage: Eukaryota; Fungi; Ascomycota; Dothideomycetes; Pleosporales; Pleosporaceae
Exons: 2
Coding region: 1-195 (64 amino acids)
Source: RefSeq, a predicted model, not a curated record
AUGCAACUUCCUAUCUUUGCUGUAAUCAUCCCUUUAUUGUCUUUGACAUAUGCGCAAGGAAAUUGGAACUGCAAAAACUCCGAUGAUCCUACUUAUAGAGAUAAUCCAAUGAUCUAUAACAGUGCUCCCUAUGGCCUUUGCGUAAAUGAUGCUGGCUUAGGUUUAUUAGCCCACCGAUGCACUUCUGUAAGAUGA